Molecule: messenger RNA, 396 nt
Organism: Alosa alosa (allis shad)
Lineage: Eukaryota; Metazoa; Chordata; Actinopteri; Clupeiformes; Clupeidae
Product: protein C-ets-1-like
Exons: 2
Coding region: 1-396 (131 amino acids)
Molecular function (GO): sequence-specific DNA binding
Source: RefSeq, a predicted model, not a curated record
AUGGAUCCUCUGGAGGUGCCUCCUCUCACCCCCACCAGUAAAGAGGUUCUGACCCAGGCAGUGAGGGCCAGUUUCGCCGGCUUCACUCAGGAGAGGAGCCGUCUGCGGUUCCCCAGGGACCCCAGCUUGUGGUCAGAGUGGCAUGUUGACCACUGGUUAGACUGGUGCCAGGCUGAGUUCGGCCUGCAAAGCCUGGGGAUGGAUUUGCGGGGCAUUCGAGGAUGUGAGCUUUGCAGCCUGGACAGAGAGGGCUUCUUGGCUCUGAUCUCUGACUGCACCGCAGGAGAAAUCUUGUGGGAGCACCUGGAAACCAUGCACAAAGGUAAACACAUGGAGAUAAGUUUCGACACCUGCUUUGUCUUUGCCAGAGUCAAAAUGGACAGAGAGAAAUGUUAG